AUGGUCAUCAUGUGUCUGGCCGCAAGGAGGGUGGGGCUGUUCCUUACUGAGCGCAACCUGCUGAAGAAGGAGAUCAUGACGCUGGCAGCGGACCUCCCUCUCGGAGCGGAUACCUUCGAGGCGCACGAGAAGCUGAUUAAGCACUGGUCCGGUCGUGGCAUUCGCUGGAAGCAGACGUGUGAAAUUUUCAUGCGGUCUCCUUUUGGGACCCGGGUUCCAGCUGGCAGCAGAGAGGAAGUGCUGCGGGAGAGAAUUUUCUUUAAUCGCGAGAUUCUACUAAACGGUACCACGCCGGUCGGAGGGCAGCAGGAUGCUCAGCGACUGAAAGGGGUUCGCCUGGGUGAUCUGCUGGUGCAAGGGUCUGACGGGGGGCUGGACCUAAAGACCAUGGCGGCGUUAACUCAGCAGCUGGGGGGUAACGGCCCGGCUAAGCUUGCUCUCAAGGCACUGAGGGCUCUGCCUGCUGCUUGGCAGAGUCUGUUGGGUUUUCCGACUGUCCCUCCCUGCUCGGCUGACUCCCCUCAGAGGCUGGUGGUGGUGGAAGGGGGCCGGGUUGUGUCUGAGAGGCGGAUGAAGGAGGGCUGGUGUGGCGCUGAGGAGCAGUCAUACAAGCAGCAGAAGUGGGCGGAAAAGUGGCGUGGUUUCCUCGGCCCUCAGGCGUGCGUUGUGCAUGCUGAAUCCUGGCCGCAGGAUUGA
Messenger RNA from Closterium sp. Naga37s-1, 696 nucleotides. The record is from the annotation of a GenBank genome assembly. Lineage: Eukaryota; Viridiplantae; Streptophyta; Zygnematophyceae; Desmidiales; Closteriaceae.